Protopterus annectens (West African lungfish) is the source of this 3055-nucleotide messenger RNA. Its product is annotated as serine/threonine-protein phosphatase 2B catalytic subunit alpha isoform-like. Lineage: Eukaryota; Metazoa; Chordata; Ceratodontiformes; Protopteridae. The coding region runs from base 160 to 1725 and encodes 521 amino acids. Gene Ontology annotation, cellular component: calcineurin complex; cytosol; cytoplasm. The record is from RefSeq and is a predicted model, not a curated record. Gene Ontology annotation, molecular function: calmodulin binding; calmodulin-dependent protein phosphatase activity. Gene Ontology annotation, biological process: calcineurin-NFAT signaling cascade. The transcript is spliced from 14 exons.
UCCCACACAGAGCAGCCGAGUGUGCCGCGCGAUUCAGCCGCAGCGGCUCGCGUUCUGCCAGGCACUGAGCGGCUCGCGAGUGAUGCUGCUGCACCCAGCGCAUCCUUCCACAACAGCAACACCUUGCUUCGUUUAAGCUGUACAAUCCAAUCUCCGCUCAUGAAGAUGUCCAACAAUGAUAUGAUCUUAUCCACCUCCGACAGGGUGAUUAAAUCGGUUCCUUUCCCUUUAAGUCAUCGGCUGACUAUGAAGGAAGUCUUUGACUGUGAUGGAAAGCCCCGGGUCGAUCUUCUGAAGGCACAUCUUACUAAAGAGGGAAGAGUGGAUGAGGCCGUCGCACUGAGGAUAAUCAACGAGGGAGCUUCAAUUCUUCGUCAUGAAAAGACAAUGUUAGACAUAGAGGCACCUGUUACAGUUUGCGGAGACAUUCAUGGUCAGUUUUUUGACCUGAUGAAGUUGUUUGAAGUGGGCGGAUCACCGGCCACAACUCGUUACUUAUUCCUGGGAGAUUAUGUGGACAGGGGAUACUUCAGUAUUGAGUGUGUUCUGUACCUAUGGUCUCUGAAAAUCCUGUAUCCAAAGACAUUAUUUUUACUACGAGGGAACCAUGAAUGUAGACAUUUAACAGAAUAUUUCACAUUCAAACAGGAAUGUAAGAUCAAGUAUUCGGAGCAGGUAUAUGAAUCAUGUAUGGAAGCCUUUGACUGUCUUCCAUUGGCAGCAUUAAUGAAUCAGCAGUUCCUAUGUGUACACGGAGGAUUGUCACCAGAAAUACACACGUUAGACGACAUUAAGAAAUUAGACAGAUUUAAAGAACCACCAGCAUUUGGCCCGAUGUGUGAUUUAUUAUGGUCAGAUCCAUUGGAAGACUUUGGAAAUGAAAAGACACAAGAAUAUUUUAGCCACAAUACAGUCAGAGGGUGUUCUUACUUCUAUAGUUAUCCUGCGGUUUGUGAGUUCCUUCAGAACAAUAACUUGUUGUCUGUUAUCCGGGCUCAUGAAGCACAAGACGCUGGGUAUCGAAUGUACAGAAAAAGUCAAACAACUGGUUUCCCCUCAUUAAUUACCAUCUUUUCUGCACCAAACUAUCUUGAUGUUUACAACAAUAAAGCGGCCGUAUUGAAGUAUGAGAAUAAUGUUAUGAAUAUCCGACAGUUUAACUGCUCUCCUCAUCCCUACUGGCUGCCAAACUUCAUGGAUGUUUUUACAUGGUCUUUACCUUUUGUUGGCGAAAAAGUUACAGAAAUGUUGGUGAAUGUUUUAAACAUUUGCUCCGACGAUGAGCUCAUGAACGAUGGGGAUGAGAUAUUUGACCUAAAUGCUGCAACAGCUCGCAAAGAGGUCAUCAGAAAUAAGAUUCGAGCCAUAGGCAAAAUGGCAAAAAUGUUUUCAGUUCUAAGAGAAGAAAGUGAGAGCGUCCUGACAUUGAAAGGUCUAACUCCAACAGGAAUGCUGCCAAGUGGAGUGCUUUCUGGAGGCAAGCAGACACUGCAGAAUGCUACUGUUGAAGCAAUCGAGGCCAUUGAAACAGUUGAACAUCAUGAAGGAAUCCGUGGGUUUUCACCACAGCACAGAAUCAGUAGCUUUGAGGAGGCGAAAGGACUGGAUCGUAUUAAUGAGAGGAUGCCCCCUCGAAAGGAUGCUGUCAACAGCAUUGGUAACUCAGUGGGAAAAAUGAAUAUGUCAGAGUCAAACGGGACCGGUGACAACAGCAAUACCCAGUGAACUGCUCACAAGGACUUGAAUAGUUUUAAAAUUUCAAUUUGUAACAUGUCCUGCCUCUGACCAAGAUACCAUACUGCUGCUUUGGCAUAAAAAUUAACCCUUUUCUAAAGAACAAAGAGUCUAGCCCUGUUUCAUACAAGCCUAAAUAUAGUACUUCAGAUAAAAUGAUGGACUAGGUUUUUUUACAAAGGUGGUAAACAUUUAAGCAGCAUUUUCAGUCUGCUCCCAUGCUUCCCUUUGGUCCACUGAGAAACAAGUAAGUAAUCUCAAUCUUCUUAUUUUACUUGGGUGUAUUCUUCAUAUUUAUACAUCAAUGAGUGUGUUCGCCAUAGUAAAACGAUUUUAAACAUUUCUCAGUAAUUUAAGACAAUAUUUUAUUCAUAAAAGACACGUAUAUAUCUCCAUUUAAAACUGUUUUAUUACUAUUCAAAUUUAAUCUAUGUCUUAAGAACAAAAGUGUAAAUUUGAAAAAUAAUUGAAAUGCAGAAUAUUAGAAGAGUAUGUUUUGUAAACAAAAUUGCUGCCUGACAAUGUUCAUUGUAUUUGGAUGCAGGCAAGUUCUUUUACUAUGCUACAGGACAGCCACAUUGCUUUUGAUUAGGACUUUUUAUUGUGACAUACUGUAACAAUGAAUUUAGUUUGCCUGUCACAUGUAAUUACAAACACUGCACACAGUCACACACACACAUACUUCUUUUGUAAUGAUCUGCCAUAACGGUAAAACUAAAAAUUUGUACAGUAUCUCUAGAAUGCAUUGAUGCAUGUAACUAACUUUCUAAAUGAAAUGUGAAACUGUAUUUGUGCUGUGUUUCAGACUGGUAAAACUGGAUUCUUAUUUGCUUUACAGUAUAAUAUAUUUGUAAAAUUGUUUGUUUUUAUUUGUUGAUAUUGCUGUAAAAAAUUUUUCAUGUUACUUUACAAAGAUGAAUUUAAUUGUAUUUUAUGUUUGUUGUGUACAGAAGUGCCCAAUAGUAUCAAUACACAUUUUCAGUACAUCUUUACUUAGUCCAAAGCAACAUUUUUGGCUGCCAAUGCAUGACUGCAUGGGUAUUAAGAAGUUAUAAAAAUUAUGAAGGCACCAUUUAGUGCCUCACUUAUAAGACAGUUAGUAUAAUCAUCACUUCCUUACACACUUUAAAUAUUUUUUUCAAAAAGUCAUUAUUUUAUUUUUUAUUUUUCAUUAACUUUAUCUUGUGAGGAUUCUUGUAAUAAAUGAAUCUGAGUUUUCACAUUGGAAUUGAUAUUUGAAAAAAUGAUAUUGUAAGCAUGCCCUCUGGGAAGUUAACAGAACUUUUUUUACUCUUCAAUAAAACAUGCAUGAAUCCACAAA